GAGAGAGAGAAGCACACGGGAAAUUGGCGGUGUGUGACGAAGGACUGUCAUAUUUUACCUGGAACAGGUUGGACUGUCACCUGAAAGCUAAUUCCGGGUGGAGGAAGAUUGAAAUGUUUGGUUAGUGACUGACACUCGGCACAUGGAACAGCAACACUUUCACGAUGCAGGGCUAGACGAGGCUGAUGUUCCAGCACAUUAUCAUUGUGAGUGUGGAGAAAGGGUUGUCACAGGGACCUGAAUGUGUGUGAUCAGAUGAGGCAUCCUUCAAAUGGCGAAUAACAUCCCCUUGGGACUGCUGGAAGCUUGUGUGGUUGUAGGAGCAUCCAGUGAUCACCUGAAGGAUUUACACGCGCUGCAGAAUGGCAAAGAGAAAGAGCCAGUGCUGUUGGAGGCUGAGGUGUUACAGGUCCAUGCCCCACCUUUUGUGACUAAAGGAGACACAAGCGAUGAUCAAGGUUAUGCCUCAGCCUUCAGUAGGGUCCAGAGGAGACGCUCGUUCUUAAAAAAGAAAAGAGAGAGAUCCGAGUCAUCCCUCAACGGGACCAAGAUCGCAACAGAUGAUCAGAGUGUGCCUAAAGACAUCGACCUCAUUGCCCUGCCUCAGCUCUGUUUCCCAGAUGGGUUGAGAGUCGUCAGUGAGAGUCAAGAAGACUCUUAUCACUUCCUGGUUUUCACAGACGUCCUUGGGAACCAGACACAUGGAGUGGUCGUUCAGUAUUAUAAAUCCAUACAGGUAUCUGUGAACAGUAUAACAUACAAAAAUGAGCACUACUUGUCCAAACCAAAAAAGCUAUUCACAGCCUAUGGAAUCUGCCUUAUUUCCAAAUACCCUUACUACACCGCUCUAAGAGACUGCCUGUCCGCCUUCCUUGUCCAGCUCAAGACAUCACGGAUGUCGGAGUUCGAGGAGCAGGUGAGGGAAUUCUCAGCCAAAUUGGCACUGGUUCCCAUUCCGCCACCUGGACAGCUGCAAGUGGCAUUUAACCUGAAACCCCUACAGAUCAUUCUUCCACCUAGAGAAGAUAAGGACUGUCCUGCCGUGGACCUGGAUCUCCAUUUACCUUUUCUCUGCUUUCGACCUGAGCAGAUCUUACAGGUGAUCUGUAGUAUCUUGACGGAGCAGCGGGUUGUGUUCUUCUCCUCGGAAUGGGCCAGGCUCACGCUAGUGGCUGAGUGCUUCAUGCUGUUCAUCCACCCACUGCGCUGGCAACACCCUUACGUUCCUGUUCUUUCCCGAGAGAUGAUGGACUUCCUCAUGGCUCCUACCUCUUACCUCAUGGGCUGCCAUGUUCAGCACCUAGAAGAUGUAGCUGCAGAGACAGAUGAUCUGAUCCUGAUUGAUAUUGAUAAUGGAACAGUAACUUCAUCAAAUGCUGCAGACUUGCCAGAUAUGCCAGUGGCUGCCACAGAAUGUUUUAAAAAACGCGUCGAGGGGCUGCAGAUUCACUAUGACCUGGAGUCGUGCAGACAUGGCAGCAGCAUGGACGUGUCUGAGGUGCGGAGUCGCAGACGUCAGUGGCAGCGCAAACUCAACUCAGAAAUCUUGAAUAUCAGCCUCGAGCUAAUUGUCAACAUCUUUAGAGAGGUUCAUGACCAUCUAAACUUUGAGCAUCGAGUUUUCAACAGUCAGGAGUUUUUUAGGGCACAGAAUCCAGCGGACCAGCCAUUUUACAAAAAGGUCUUGGAUACACACAUAUUUCAUUUUUUUUUAAAAGAUUGUUUAAAUAGGAAGAUGGAUGCUUUUGCACAGAUGAAGAAAAAUACUCAAGCAGAAGCUUACAGAAUGAGGACCAUGCCAGAGUCCCUGCAGAGGCCGGACUUAAAGGAGUUGGCACACAAAAAGCCGGAUUACCAGUUGCGUAAGAGGCUGGGUAUGAGUCUGCCCAACCUGGUAGAGGACUCUUCUCUGAUGGCACCUAUACGUCAGCUGUCCUUCCAGAAAUUUGACAAGAGAGCCACAGUCAAGUCAGCUUUUAAGAUUCCCCCAAAGCCAGUCAAAACAUUUAAACUCCCAGAAUUCCCUCCUCCUCUGGCCUAUCACUAUGUUCAAAACUAUUAUUCUGAAAUUAUCAGUCAACUCAGCAAGGCCAUUAACUCUGCAACACCAGAGGACUCGUCCCUGCUAGCACGCUACUACUACCUACGCGGCCUGAUCUGUUCCGUAGCAGGAAAACGGCUGGACGCUCUAACGGACUUCCAGAGUCUUCACAAGACAGAUAUGGACAUCUUCCCUCUAGAGUUGGUGACUAUGCUGACAGACUCACUAAGGACAGAAGAGCGCCGCGUGGCUGAGGGACGGCCAGAGCUGAAGCGCCUCAUCAGCCGAGUGAAGAAAAGCUGCAGCCAGGACGACUACCCUGAUGGCGGUUCGGUGAAGAAGUUUGAGCUCCCGCGUACACACAUGUUUCUGGAAGAUUUUGUGCGACGUGUGCAGGAGUCGGGCAUCGUCAAAGACCUGGGAACCAUCCAGCGCCUGUUUCAGGCUCUUACAGUGGGUAUGGAGUCUACAGCGAAGGUCACAGCCCAGUCUGUUUUUUACCUUGAUUCCUCACCAGAUGGUCAACAGAAGCAGGUGGACCCAGAGGUUUUCCGCUUCUUCUACACCAUCUGGAAGGAGACAGAGGCUGAAGCACAAGAUGUAUAUUUGCCUGUAGCUGUGCUUGAACACCUGGAGGCCAACGAGCAAGUGUACAAGCUCUCAUCAUCGGUGAAGACUAGCCAUGGAGUGGGCAAGAUCGCCAUGACUCCACGCCGACUUUUUCUCCUCACAGAGGGACGUCCAGGUUAUGUGGAGGUCGCCAAGUUUAGAGACAUAGAGGAAGUGAAAAUAUCGUCAGCGCCUUUACUUCUUUUGAGGAUCCCUUCUUUAAAGAUUAAGACCCGCACGAGGAGGGAGACCUUCGAGGCGAAUCUGAAAUCUGAGUGUGAUCUUUGGCAUUUGAUGAUUAAGGAGCUGUGGGCAGGAAAGAAAAUGUCAGAUGAACACAAGGACCAUCAGUACAUACAACAGGCUCUGACAAAUGCCCUGCUGAUGGAUGCUGUGGUCAGAUGUCUCCAGUCUCAAAAAGCUAUUUAUGCUGCCUCUAAAUUGGCCUACUUCGACACAAUGAAACGAGAAGUACCGAUAAUGGUGCCUAAAACAACAUCAGAGACACUGAAACAUAAAAUCAACCCUUGUCUGGACUUGACGUCUCCUCAGGCUGUGGAUGUCCUGCUGUACACUCCAGGACAGCUGAGCGCUUCAGCCUCGGACAGCGGUGGUUACCCAAAACUUUGGUGUGCUUUGAGUGAUGGGAAGGUGGUGGUGUUUGAUGCAGCCAGCUGGUCCCUGCAGCAGAAUUGCAUUCAAGUGGGGACCUCCCGCCUUAGUUGCAUGCUGGGCCUAGACCAUCAGCAUUUGUGGAUUGGUUCUCAGGACUCAAUCAUUUAUAUAAUCAACCCAAACAGCAUGUCCUGCAAUAAACAGCUGACAGAGCACCGCGCUGAGGUCACUGGCCUCGCCCUGGAGGAAAAGCUUGACAAAUACAGCCAGUUGCUGGCGUACUCCUGCAGUGCAGAGGGAACAGUGAUCGUUUGGGACGUGGCCACGCUGCAGGCGAAACGUGACAUCAAACUGAAUUGUGACAGACUGCAGUCCAUUCAAAUCCACAGUGGAAGACUAUGGUGCUGUGCACGGGACUGUGUCAUGGAGGUGCGGCGGAAUGGCCAACUGCAUCGCAGGAUAUCUCUCCCUGAUCACCUCAGGAGUUCAACAUUUUCCUACAGCAGCUUCUUAGUCUUUAUUGAGAAGAAUCAGAUGUGGACUGGCUGCACAGAAGCAGGAGAGUUGUGUUUGUGGCACCUCGCUGACCUGGAGAAGCCCUUCCAGAGGAUCCAGCUGCCUGACUGCACCGGUGUCAUCUGCAUGAUUAGAGUCAAAAACCAGAUCUGGGUGGGAGGCCAAAGUAACAGUGGGGGGAAAACACGUGGAAAAAUUUAUGUGGUGGACACUGAGCGCCUCCUAGUGGAAAAGGAGUUACUGGCUCAUUCGGACACCGUUCAGACUCUGUGCUCGGCCGAGGACCGCUACAUCCUCAGCGGCGCUGCGGCCAAGGAUGGAAAGAUCGCCAUCUGGAAAGUGGAAUAGUAUACAAGUUAUGUGAUUUCUGUCUGGAUUAUUCAGAAACUUGACUGCAUUACUGCAAGAACAGGCACAAGGUCACGGAACGCUGUUGUACACUUAAAGACCGAGAGAGUUAUUGAAUUUUACUGAGGAUUUUUUAUUAUUCUCUCUUUAUUUUACAUCUUGGCUUCAGGGUGAACUGCCUGCAACAAACAAGCAAAGAAGCAGACUGAAGUAGAAUCUUUCUUGUAACUGAAGAUUCAUCCAAUGGUCUCAGGAAGGACUAUUUAAAAUAAAUAACCAGAUUUUUUUCCCACUCCAUCACUGCCUACUGUGCUUGAAUUCAGCAAUGUUAACAGUAUUUUGUUAUCCUAGUAGUCUCCAAACUCCUCGACAAAGCAGUCGGUGUGCCUGCAGGUUUUUAUUUUAGCUACAUAGAAGCUAUACCAAAUUUUAGGUUAAAAACACAGGAUGAAUUUAUUAAAAAGUGAACUUAAGGUGUGAUUUUAGCUUGGAAUAAAAAUUCCUGAAUGUGUAAGUAGAAUGCUUUGGAUAAUACUUGUAGUAAUUAUCAAAAUAUUUAUUUUCAUAAGUACUAUUUGUACCUCUGUAUUCUUACUGUGUAUAUAAUGUUCUGAAUUAGAUUUCUUCUUUCAUCUUAAAACUGUUUGCUUGCUCAUAUUUUCUUAAUAUUGUAAAGUAUCAAGUUUCCUUUUGUAAACUAUAUUGUAUUGGAGAUUCACCUCCUGCUUCACUGAAUUGUAACUUUUUUGUAAUUUAGUAUUAUAAAAUGUGCCAAGUAGUAAUUCCCCAUAUAUUUGAAAAUGGCUCUGGAGACAAUUCUGAAUCGGAAUUCUUUGGAUGUAAAGAAAACACAACUACACACAACCAUUAAAAAACUCCAGGGGGCAGCAGUGUGCCAUUUGUGCCCAA
Molecule: messenger RNA, 5038 nt
Organism: Clarias gariepinus (North African catfish)
Lineage: Eukaryota; Metazoa; Chordata; Actinopteri; Siluriformes; Clariidae
Gene: dennd3a
Product: DENN/MADD domain containing 3a
Exons: 25
Coding region: 272-4129 (1285 amino acids)
Biological process (GO): regulation of Rab protein signal transduction
Cellular component (GO): cytoplasmic vesicle
Molecular function (GO): protein binding
Source: RefSeq, a predicted model, not a curated record